AAUAUCUUUUUGUCACCAUUCAACCAAAAACUUCCAUAUGGAGCUUUAAGGCCGGCCUUUCACUCUUGAAGUUUUCCUAGUUUACUUUCAAUAGUUCAAACAAAUUAAUAUUUUUGUUCACAAGCAAACUCAAUAAACAAGUUAAACCAACAUGUUACAACUUCAACUAUAGACUUGUGUGCAUGAUUUAUAGGUCUAAACACAAAGCUUUCUAUGUGUUAACCCCGUUGAGACAUGAAUUUCUUGAGUGAAGAUCAAAUGGCAAAUUACAAGUCUCCACAUCCUCCUCCGAGCUACAUGUGGUGGGUUCAUGACGAUUAUGAGCUUAGCCAAAUUCAUUCCAGUGAACAUUCCAUCAAAAACUUCUCUCAAGAAACCCCAACGCCAAUGUCAAGUCCCAUAAAUGGACCGGUUUUCCUCCCCGGAUCCUCACCAGAGGACAGAGCAAGAAUUGGGAAUGCCUCACCAGAGACGGUGAGUCAUGUUGCGCUGAGAAUAUAUGAGAGCAUGAAGAGGCAGGAAAGGUGUUAUGGCAAAAAUUACACCCCCAAUUCCGAGACAGGGCCUUUCAAGGCUCAGUUUCAAGGCAGGAACUCAACAAGGAUACAGAUUCUUAAGGGAGUUGAUGGCUACAUCAUGCCAGGUUCUCUGGCCCUUCUACUUGGUCCACCAGGCAGUGAAAAGAGUACUCUUCUUGAAGUUCUAGCAGGGAGAACCAAAGCAAGCAAGAAUUCCAGUUUGAAAGGAGAAGUCAUGUACAAUGACAAAUAUGCAUAUGAAGUUCAUCUUAGCCGACUCACUGCAUACAUCAGUGGCCACCUCAACAAGUAAGUUCCCUGCAACUUGCAAAAAGAUUUUGAAACUAGUUAGGAAAUUUCUAUAUCAGUGUUAUUACAUCUAAAGCAUUAGGUAAGGCCAAUAUAUAUGGACUGAUUAUCAGAAGAAAUCAAAACAAGGGAACAACAUUCCUGCUUUUCAACAGGAAAAAACAUCUCUACAUAUGUUUUGAUAUUAUGCACAGAUCUGUCCAAUUUUUUGAAGCUCAAUAAAAAUUUUCUAUAUCU
Messenger RNA from Rubroshorea leprosula, 1064 nucleotides. Lineage: Eukaryota; Viridiplantae; Streptophyta; Magnoliopsida; Malvales; Dipterocarpaceae. The record is from the annotation of a GenBank genome assembly.